GGACGGUGCGGACCGCCACCACGAGACCGUAACCAGAGGCAAAAGCCGGAACAGGCGACAGAGAAACCAAACUCCACCAGCAUUUCCCACGUUUAACUUCUUUUAGAUUCUCUCUCUCUCUCUCUCCUUGUCUUGCUCGCUCUAUUUGUACCCCUCUCUUGGCCAGGGGAAGGAGCAGAAGCAAGAAGGGAGUGAGAAGCUCGUGCUAUUGAUCACGAGAAAAGAUGGCACUGAGUUUAUCAACGUUUUCCGUGGUGAAGCCCGACUUCCGCGGCCGCCGAAUGUCGCGAAUCUCCGCCUCGAUCUCCGAGAAGGCACCCUCUUCCACCACCCCUUCGCCUUCCACCACUACCAAGUUCCCAGUCGUAGAGGUCCCCGGCGGCUAUGGGCUCCCCUUCCUCGGCGCGGUCGCCGACCGGCUCGACUACUUCUGGUUCCAAGGGAAGGAGGACUUCUUCAAAUCAAGGAUACAGCGGUACCAAUCGACCGUCUUCCGGACGAACAUGCCGCCGGGGCCGUUCAUCGCCGACGACCCCCGCGUGGUAGUCCUCCUCGACGGCGCCAGCUUCCCUGUCCUCUUCGACGUCGACAAGGUUGAGAAGCGCAACCUCUUCACGGGGACGUACAUGCCGUCGACGGAGCUGACCGGCGGGUUCCGCACCGUGUCGUACCUCGAUCCCUCUGAGGAGUCCCACCAGAAGAUCAAGCGCUUCAUCUUCUCCCUACUCAAGUCCCGCCGCGACAAGUUUAUCCCGGAGUUCCGCUCCGUCAUGGCGGAGCUCUUCACCGGGAUUGAAUCGACGCUGGCGACCAAGGGCAAGGCGGAGUUCAACUCGGCGAACCAGCAGGCUUGCUUCAACUACCUCUCGCGCGCCUUCCUCGGCCGCGACCCGACCGCACCCGGCGGCAUCGGGACCGAUGGCCCGUCGAUCAUCCAGAAGUGGGUGCUCCUCCAGCUGGGCCCCCUGCUGAGCGUCGGCCUGCCGAAGCCGCUCGAGGAGCUCCUCCUCCAUACCUUCCCCCUCCCGCCGGUGCUCGUCAAGCGCGACUACGAGCGGCUGCUGGGGUACUUCCGCACCGCGGGCGCCGCAGCCCUCGACGAGGCGGAAGCCCUCGGCCUCGGCCGGGAGGAGGCCUGCAACAACCUCCUCUUCACCAUCUGCUUCAACACCUACGGUGGAAUGACCAUCCUCUUCCCCAACAUCGUCAAGUGGCUGGCCCGUGCCGGCCCCAAGGUCCACCGCGAGCUCGUGCAGGAAAUCCGCCAGACCCUCGGCUCCUCCCCCUCCGCCGCAGACCUCACGCCGGCCGCCCUCGACCGGAUGCCGCUGGUCUGCUCCGCCGUCUACGAGGUGCUCCGCAUCGAGCCCCCCGUCUCGGCCCAGUACGGUAAGGCUAAGCGCGACAUGGUGGUGGAAAGCCAUACCGGCGCCUUCCGAAUCAGGGCCGGCGACAUGCUCUGUGGUUACCAGCCGUUCGCCACCCGGGAUGCGAGGAUCUUCGACGACCCGGAGUCGUUCAUCGCCGACCGGUUCGUCGGGCCGGACAAGGAUCGGCUACUGCGCCACGUGCUCUGGUCCAACGGCCGGGAGACGGACGAGCCCACCGAGUCGAACAAGCAGUGUGCCGGGAAGGACCUGAUCGUCAUGCUCGCCCGCCUCCUCCUCGUCGAAAUCUUCCUCCGCUAUGAGUCCUUCGACAUCGAGGUCGCCACCGCCCCCCUCGGCUCCACCAUCACCAUCACCUCCCUCCGACGCAACUCUCCCGCCUGAAACCCCCCAGAAAAAAAAUUAAGUUAAAAAAUUUACCACCCUCGCAGUUGCUGCUGCUGCCCAUCUGGAUGUAGUCUUAAAUUAAAUUAGCCGCUCUUCCUUCUUUUCCUUCUUUCUUUCUUGUUUCUGCAUCUGGCUUCUCGCUGUCAUGGCAGACAAGCAAGGGUCGAAGCCAAAUGGUUCAGCUGUAAAUGUCCUGCAGGACAACACUGUAUCCAUGAGCAAAAGAACGGCAGAGAGGAGUGAGUAGACAACCUGUGGAAAUUAAUAGCGAAGAUUAUAAUGAAAUCAUAUGUCUCAAUUUGAUGCUUUUCUUUUCA
Messenger RNA from Nymphaea colorata (pocket water lily), 2092 nucleotides. Its product is annotated as allene oxide synthase 1, chloroplastic-like. Gene Ontology annotation, molecular function: monooxygenase activity; iron ion binding; heme binding. The transcript has a single exon. The record is from RefSeq and is a predicted model, not a curated record. Bases 225 to 1772 code for a protein of 515 amino acids. Lineage: Eukaryota; Viridiplantae; Streptophyta; Magnoliopsida; Nymphaeales; Nymphaeaceae. Gene Ontology annotation, biological process: sterol metabolic process.